AUGGGAGCAGUUAGUGUAUUGGUGACAGGCACAGGUGAAGGUGAGGCUGAGAGGGGGAAAACCAUAGACAGAGAAUGUCAACCGGGCCUCUCUCCUCAUGGCCCCUGCAUCCCUCCCAGUGGCCAGCCGUGGACACAUUCCAGCCAGAGCCAGAUAUUUGCAGACCUCAGCCCAGAAGAGCUGACAGCUGUGAUGGAUUUUCUCACCCAGGAACUUGGACCAGGGCUGGUGGAUGCAGCCCAGGCUCAGCCCUCUGACAACUGUGUCUUCUCAGUGGAGCUGCAGCUGCCCUCCAAGGCUGCAGCCUUGGCCCACCUGGACAGAGGGGGCCCCCCACCUGCUCGGGAAGCACUGGCCAUCGUCUUCUUUGGUGGACAACGGCAGCCUAAUGUGAGUGAGCUGGUUGUAGGGCCUCUGCCCCACCCCUCCUACAUGCGGGAUGUGACUGAGGAACAUCAUGGAGGCCCGUUGCCCUUUUACAGACGCCCUGUGCUGGAAAGAGAGUACUUGGACAUACGCCAGAUGAUCUUUGACAGGGAGCUGCCUAAGGCUGCUGGGCUCCUCCAUCACUGUUGCUUCUACAAACACCAGGGCCGAAACUUGUUGGCAAUGAACACAGCCCCCCGUGGACUACAAUCAGGGGACAGAGCUACCUGGUUUGGCCUCUACUACAAACUCUCAGGAGCUGGGUUUUUCCUGCACCCUGUGGGGCUGGAGCUGCUGGUAGACCACAAGGCCCUGGACCCUGCCCACUGGACCAUCCAGAAGGUUUUCUAUCAAGGCCGCUACUAUGACAGCCUGGUCCAGCUAGAGGAGCAGUUUGAGGCAGGCCUGGUGAAUGUGGUGCUGGUCCCAGACAAUGGCACAGGUGCGUCCUGGUCCUUGAAGUCCCCGGUAGCCCCUGGUGCGGCUCCUCCUCUACAGUUCUACCCUCAAGGUCCUCGCUUCAGUGUCCAGGGGAGCCAAGUGUCCUCUCCAUUGUGGACUUUCUCCUUUGGCCUGGGAGCUUUCAGUGGUCCGAGGAUCUUUGACAUCCGGUUCCAAGGAGAGAGAGUAGCCUAUGAAGUGAGCGUCCAGGAGGCCUUGGCGGUGUAUGGUGGGAAUUCCCCUGUUGCUCUGCUGACUUGGUAUAUUGAUGGUGCUUUUGGCUUGGGCCAGUUCUCUACGCCCUUGACUCGUGGGGUUGACUGCCCCUAUGUGGCCACCUAUGUGGACUGGCAUUUCCUUUUGGAGUCCCAGACCCCCAAAACUCUACGUGAUGCCUUUUGUGUGUUUGAACAGAACCAGGGUCUUCCACUGCGGCGACACCACUCAGAAUUCGACUCUUACUAUUUUGGGGGCCUUAUACAGAGGCUGCAGGUGACCCGGAAGCUGCUGGAGACAGAGGAACAGGCUGCUUUCCCCAUGGGAGGUCCCAUCCCCCGCUACGUGUACCUGGCUAGCAAUCACAGCAACAAGUGGGGUCACCCACGGGGCUACCGCAUCCAGACACUCAGCUUUGCUGGGAAACCAGUGCCCCAGGAGAGCUCCUUGGAAAAAGCCUGCAGCUGGGUGAGGUAUCAGCUGGCAGUGACUCAGCGGAAGGAGGCAGAAUCCAGUAGCACAAGCAUCUACAAUCUGAAUGAUCCCUGGACACCUACUGUGGACUUCACCAACUUCAUCAACAACGAGAGCAUUGCAGGGCAGGACUUGGUGGUCUGGGUGACAGCUGGAUUUCUGCACAUCCCCCAUGCAGAGGAUAUUCCCAACACGGUGACUGUGGGGAAUGGAGUGGGCUUCUUCCUCCGGCCCUACAACUUCUUUGAUGAGGACCCUUCCUUCUCCUCUGCUGAUUCCAUCUAUUUCCGGGCAGACCAGGAUGCUGGGGCCUGUGAGGUCAACCCCCUGGCUUGUCUGUCCCAGACUGCUGCUUGUGCCCCCAGCCUCCCUGCCUUCUCCCAUGGGGGUUUCUCUCACAACUAGGUGGUC
This is a messenger RNA of Dipodomys ordii (Ord's kangaroo rat), 1968 nucleotides long. RefSeq names its product membrane primary amine oxidase-like. Gene Ontology annotation, cellular component: Golgi apparatus; endoplasmic reticulum; plasma membrane. Bases 1 to 1962 code for a protein of 653 amino acids. Gene Ontology annotation, molecular function: quinone binding; primary methylamine oxidase activity; copper ion binding. The record is from RefSeq and is a predicted model, not a curated record. Gene Ontology annotation, biological process: amine metabolic process; response to antibiotic. Lineage: Eukaryota; Metazoa; Chordata; Mammalia; Rodentia; Heteromyidae. The transcript is spliced from 5 exons.